Messenger RNA from Gryllus bimaculatus (two-spotted cricket), 3074 nucleotides. The record is from the annotation of a GenBank genome assembly. NCBI's taxonomy places the organism in Eukaryota, Metazoa, Arthropoda, Insecta, Orthoptera, Gryllidae.
CGUGAACUCGCCUGUCACAGCAUCAAACCCAACAUGCACAGUAUGUUCAAAAUUGGUGGGGUAUGAAAUGUUGGGUUUUUCUGACUCUUUCAAUACUGCUUUCUUCAUCUUUCCUUUUAACAUUUUCUUCUUCCUGUCAUCUGAGUCAGGUUCUUUGGGGAGGGGUCGCAUGUCCACCGGUAAAUUUGGAGUGGAGUCUCCCCGGUUACUUGUCAGACGCACAGGAGGCGCCGGAGGCUUGUCUUCGUCGUCUGACAUGAUGACACUUGACUACCCCAACUCAAUUACAACCUGCCCACUGCUCCAAACCUUCCUAACGUCUUUCUGGGAGGAUACUUUGUCAAUCGCCCUUACACAUUCCAGAGCACUUAAGUGUUGGUCAAACUAAAAGGAAAAGUAAUUACUCAUGGCAAUAUCCCUUGCUAAUUUUCUCUCUACAAUAACCCCUUUGUCGCCGCCAUGAGCCACCCCCAUUAAAGCAAAGAUAAUGUACUCCUGCGAAGCGGAUAUCAGUGAUACAGGUGACACUUCUCUGAAGUUAAUAUUUCGAGUAAAAAAUGAGCAGAUUUCGAACUUGAGUUCAUUUCAAAUAGUUUUUGACGAAAAAUCAAACAGUCAUAGUUUUUAAUACAGAAACAAUAACUCUUUGGAACUUUAUAAGAUGAUCCUUUGGGAUGAGAGAAAUAAACUUGCCUAAAGAGUGUAGCACCAUCUCGGACUGCAAGGACAUGGAGUAAACAGCACUGCUGUCAGAACUUGACCCUCUAUGAAUUUGUAGCACAGUACGAAAUGCUCUUGCAAAGUAGUGCAUACAUUUGUGGACUCAAUAUAAUUUGAGAUUGACGUCCCUUUCUUGAAUCACAUAGUAUUUAUUAAUUAGUUGCAGUUGUUACUGUUACAUCGAUUACAUUUUUUUGCUUAUUUUAAACGCUCUUAAGAACACUCAAUUUUCAUCAUGAAGAAAAAGGUCUUAUUGAUGGGGAAAAGUGGAUCAGGGAAAACAUCAAUGCGAUCAAUCAUAUUUGCCAAUUAUAUAGCCAGAGAUACUAGGCGGUUAGGUGCUACUAUUGAUGUUGAACAUUCUCAUGUGAGAUUUUUAGGAAAUUUAGUUCUUAACUUAUGGGACUGUGGAGGGCAAGAAGCUUUUAUGGAAAACUAUUUUGUUAGUCAGAGAGAUAACAUAUUUCGAAAUGUAGAAGUGCUUAUUUAUGUUUUUGAUGUCGAGAGCAGAGAAAUAGAUAAAGACAUGCAUUAUUAUCAGAGCUGUCUUGAAGCUAUUUUAGAAAACUCUCCUGAAGCUAAGAUUUUCUGUCUUAUUCACAAAAUGGAUCUUAUUCAAGAGGACCAGCGGGACCUGAUUUUUCGUGAAAGGGAAGAAGAUUUAAAGAGAUUGUCAAAACCUCUUGAAUGUACUUGUUUUAGAACAUCUAUUUGGGAUGAAACAUUGUAUAGGGCAUGGUCAUCUAUUGUGUACAUGCUGAUACCAAAUGUUAAGGAACUUGAACAAAGCCUCAACCAUUUUGCUAACAUCAUUGAUGCAGAUGAAGUUUUGCUCUUUGAACGAGCUACUUUCCUGGUGAUUUCCCAUUGCCAAAGACGGCAUCACAGGGAUGUGCACCGCUUCGAGAAAGUAUCAAAUAUAAUUAAGCAAUUCAAACUUAGCUGCAGCAAAUUAGCUGCACAGUUCCAAAGUAUGGAAGUUCGUAACAGUAAUUUUGCAGCUUUCAUUGAUGUGUUUACAUCCAACACAUAUGUAAUGAUAAUGUCAGACCCGGCUAUACCUUCUGAAGCCACUUUAAUUAACAUACGAAAUGCAAGAAAACAUUUUGAAAAGCUUGAACGUGUGAGCCAAACUCAGAGUGCACUGACAAAGUAAAAAGUCAAAUUUGCUGCUGUUGACUGAUUUACUUUUCACUUAUGCCCAUUCUUUUGCACCAAGCUUUCUUCCGGACAUCAUGUACAUAUCCAGCAACGCAGAAUAAGCUUGGAAGCAGACUGAUACUUGCCAGUUAUUGAUGACCAAACUUUGCAGCCAUAUUUAAGUGAUAUGAAUGAACAAUGUUAAUAGAGAUAUCUAUAUUAUAUAUACAUACUUGUGUAAUUGUGGGAAAAUGUUUGCAUGUAUGUGUGUAUAUAAAUCUUUUACAUGGGACACUUGUUAUUUUGAAAAAUUGAUACUUUUUUUACUCAUUACCUGUGGUGUUCAUUUUGGACCUCCCACAAUGUCCUUUCCCUUUUCAAAUGAAAAUAUAUUUUUUUCUUUAGGUACUUCCUUUUUAUCAUUUAUCAAACUAUUGUUGGUUUUCUUAAUCAAUGCAGGAUUGCAUAUUUUCCAAAAAACUCUAUUCCCCAAAUUACUAUAAUACUAAUAAGAUAACAAAUAUGAUGUUGGUUCUUUUCAAAUAUAUUGUAGAUCCAGAAAUGAAUCCUGUUAUAUGAAGUGCGCCCUAAGUUUCCAGAAGUUUGAAGAAAGCAUUUGUAUUUCUGAUCUAUGGUCAAUAAUGUUUUUAAAAGGGAGUAUUGGAAAGUCCUCUUGGAAGUAUUAUUGUGGUCAGGCAAGUUCUUUUGAAAUUGCCUUUUUUUCUGUUCUGCGAGUUGUAACUUUGUUUUAGAUUGUUAUGGAACUAAUCACUGAGGAUUUUUUUGCAAAUAUCUUUCGAUUUUGAGUUGGCAUGUGAUUAAAAAACAUUCCUUGAACAUUUGAAGUGUGCAUUUGGAGAUUCGUCCUCAUUGCAAUCAACCUUUUAUGAAUGGUACAGUAAAAUCUGUCUAAACCAGGACCUGUACUAGCCGGAAAUCUGCCUUAAUCGGAAAAUUUCUCUGGCCCAUUAAGUUAUAUGGUAUUUUACAGAGCAUAAAACUGAAUCUGUCUAUUGCGGAAACAGAACAGAUUUUCAUGUCCUAAUUAGUGCAAAUUUAAUGCGAUUUGGCAGAGACCUGAGAUACUCUUAAUGUAAUGACUGCAUAUGCAAGCCUGUUAUAAAUACGCUCUACCGUGCAAUUUAGUCAUGGCAACUACUCUAAAAGAGAGGUGCUUCAGUUGACAGCGUAGAAUUCGACUUUGGGGUCACUUG